Lactuca virosa is the source of this 1203-nucleotide messenger RNA. Lineage: Eukaryota; Viridiplantae; Streptophyta; Magnoliopsida; Asterales; Asteraceae. The record is from the annotation of a GenBank genome assembly.
AUGAAAUGGGAUACAAAUUUAAAGAAAAGGUUGAACCAAACAUUUCAAGCAAUAAGAAAGCUCGACUUCCCACGCCAUGACACUUUCUCAGUUCUGUCCUCACUCGAUGUAUUUUCGGAUCUAUUGGCGGACGCAGUCGUGGGAACUACUUCGUCUCCUAAAAAGAAGAGAAAGCACUCGGAUCAUGUAUCCAAGAAGUCGAAAAAGAAGAAGAAGCAAUCAAAGUCAUACCAACUGCCUUCCAUCCCAUCUCCAUCCAUCUCUGAUGAUACUCUUGGAGUAGAUUUAGAUGAGCCCACAUCUCCUCAUAAAUCUGGUACAACAUCUAAGUCACUUCAUUUUUUAGAUUCCUUGUUUCAAGUUCCAUCUGCUUAUGUCGAAUCAUCAUCCCCAGCUCUAGUUUCACCAGCAUGCUUUCAGUCGGAUAUAGAAGGUCCAAGCAAUCGUGUCUCCUUGGAUUAUGACUCACUUGAGGACGAUGAACAAGCAGGUGAAAAACAAUAUGAACAUGAAGAUCUUCCUAAAAGCUCUCCGGUACAAGAUAAUCAAGAUGAGGAUACUCCAAUGCAAACGGUAGACAUACCUUUGUGUGAAGGGCUGAUAGUUGAUGAUAAGCCAAACGACACGUCAGUUGUCCUAUACUCCAAAGCAUCUACCAGGACAUUCAGCAAUGAUCUUGAUAACUACUCUCCCUCACCUCAAAAAGAGUCUCAAGAACAUGAUGAUACUCAAGAAGCUAAGUUCUGUUCUUUUCCACUAGAUCCUCCUCAGUACAAUGGUACUCCAGCAGAUACAAAUGAAGAAUAUACAUCUGAACCAGAGCCUGAGCGUAUUAGACUAAUUGCUCAGAUGUUAGCUGACGGCAUUGAGGAAAUCCGUUUUCGUACAUCUUCUCAUUUUGAAUAUCUAGAUAAGUUUCAAGGAUAUCUUGAACGCAUGGAAGAUAAUUUAUCUGGUUCAAAUGAUAGGCCACCUAAACUAGAGGGGGAAAAGGUCAACAAGUCCAGAUCAAGUCAGUCUCCUAUCAUACAUCAAAAUCUAGACUCACCAAAUGAGUUUGAGAAAAGGAGACUAGAGAAAUUAGAGUCACUCGACAAAAUGGCUGUUGACGCAAGAUUAAAAGCUCAACAGAAUAGAGCAAAGAUGGCAGAAAUAGAAAAGGAACUCAUUCGAAAACAAGGGAUCAAGGAUCCAGCUCUAUAA